Molecule: messenger RNA, 1626 nt
Organism: Penicillium cosmopolitanum
Lineage: Eukaryota; Fungi; Ascomycota; Eurotiomycetes; Eurotiales; Aspergillaceae
Product: putative C2H2 finger domain protein
Exons: 3
Coding region: 1-1626 (541 amino acids)
Cellular component (GO): cytoplasm
Molecular function (GO): nucleic acid binding; zinc ion binding
Source: RefSeq, a predicted model, not a curated record
AUGGGCCAAUCUCAGUCAACAGGGUCGGCGCCAGAGCCGCAGCCCGAACAAAAAACCGAUUAUUAUGACCUACUAUGUGUCUCCCGAACGGCAACCGACGACGAGAUUAAAAAGGCAUACCGAAAGAAAGCCCUCGAAUUGCACCCUGAUCGAAACUACGGCAAUGUUGAUGAAGCCACCCGCCUUUUCGCCGAGAUUCAAUCCGCCUAUGAAGUCCUAGCAGAUCCCCAGGAGCGAGCCUGGUACGACUCCCAUAAGGAUGCAUUUCUAGGAACCCAAACUUCGGACGGCUCCUCGGAGGGAGCCUAUAAUAUACGUAUCACCACCGCGGAAGAAGUCCUCAAGCCCUCGAAUGGAAUUUUCCGACUCCCCUCCGGAUUCUUCGGCGGACUCCAAGAACAAUUCGCGCAAUUGGCACUCGAGGAGCGAGCUGCUUGUCAGUGGGAAAAUCAGGAUAUUGUAGAAUAUCCAUCCUUCGGUUCUGCCGGUGGUGAUUUCGAGACCGUUGUUCGUCCAUUUUACUCGGUUUGGACUGGAUUCUCUACCAAGAAGUCAUUCGCUUGGAAAGACGCCCAUCGCUUAUCCGAAGCACCUGAUCGUCGAGUCCGGCGACUUAUGGAAAAAGAAAACCGACGCCUUCGCGACGAAGGGAUUCGGACUUUCAACGAUGCAGUGCGAUCAUUGGUAGCUUUUAUCAAGAAACGUGAUCCACGUUGGAAGAUCAAUGCCCAAAACGAAGCCCAGCGCCAAGAAGCUCUGCGUCAAUCAGUCGCAGCUCAAGCAGCUAGGUCUCGAGCUAUGAACAAUGCCAAGAUGCGCGAUCAUGUUCUGCCAGAGUGGGCGCGGUCCGAGGAGCAUGUGGUUAGCGAUGAUGACGAAGAAAGCUCCGAGAGCGAAGUCGAGAGCUUUGAGUGUGUUGCAUGCAACAAAAAUUUCAAGAGCGAGAAACAAUUCGAGGCUCAUGAAAAGAGCAAGAAGCAUGUCAAGGCUGUAAAGCAAUUGACCCGUGAAAUGCGCUUGCAAGAUGUACAACUCGAUUUAGACCAGCCUACGGUUGAACGUGAUGCGUCCGAUCUCGAUCCACUUGAUGACGAUAUACCCGCCGAGGACGUUGAAAGCGUACGCACGGCGUCCCCAGUUGGCGAAGCAGAGUCCAGUACGGACGAGGCUGGUGAGCCUCCAAUUGACCAGUCUCAAGAAACGACUCCUUCUGACUUGGAUAAAGAUACCAAAGAAUCCAGCAUAGCUACUCCGGAUCAAGAGCUAGACUCAUCUGAUUCCGGUGGCGAUGAAGAUUAUGCAUCCCGGGAGACCGUAGAAACGCGACUUCACCCAGACUUCGGCUCUGCACAGGAUCAGGAUCCGGUCACUCCACUAAACGAGCAGUUAUCUUCUGUGGUGCUUGAGGAAGAAGCAGAAGAACAGCCCCGGGCUCCUGCUCUAGGAAAAGCCAAGCAGAAAAAGGCCAAGAAAGCGGCACGAGAGGUCGGGGAUCAAAAUCAAUCAGGUCUGAUGUGUUCUGGGUGCAAUGCCAACUUCCCUUCAAAAACGAAGUUGUUUGCCCAUCUUCAGAAAAACCCAUCACAUGCACAAUUAAAGACUACCACGAAGGGCCGAAGGCGCUGA